This is a messenger RNA of Scatophagus argus, 1113 nucleotides long. RefSeq names its product immunoglobulin kappa light chain-like. The transcript is spliced from 3 exons. Gene Ontology annotation, biological process: response to bacterium. The coding region runs from base 232 to 1065 and encodes 277 amino acids. Lineage: Eukaryota; Metazoa; Chordata; Actinopteri; Scatophagidae. The record is from RefSeq and is a predicted model, not a curated record.
AUCCUUUUCUUUAUUGUUAUAUUUUUAUAACACCUGGUGUUAUUGUCCGACCACUGAUUGCCUGUUGUUCCGUACUGCUGUUCUGUUAAUUUGUCUUCUAGUAUGGCCAAGGCGGAUGUUUAAAAUGUCACACAGGUUGACCCUCUUAGCAGCCAAUCAAAUGCAACCCAAAUUUCAAGCUCUUCCUUGCUCUUUCACUCACACUGUUCAAUUCUCAAAACCACUGAGACGAUGCACCUGCACAUGAUCCUCUGUGGAAUAUUUCACCUGUCAGCAGUGAUCCAGUCGGCAGUCAAACAGGACUCUGGGGUUAUAUCCGUCAGUGUUGGGGACAAUGUGACUUUACAUUGCUUCUAUCACAGCCAAGUGGCGAUGCACUUCUCCUGGUACAAACAAAUCUUAGGAGGUGAACCUGAAGUCCUGUCAAAUAUUUACAAGCAUGAAAUACCAUCAAAACCGUUUCACCGGGUGGAGAAGGACCCUCGUUUCUCUGUGCAGAAGAGAGAAGGGGUGAAUCAUUUACACAUUUCUGAUGUCCACCUCUCAGAUUCAGCUACAUACUUCUGUGGAAGCUCACACUCCAACAUGGUGGAAUUUGGAAAGGGGGUCUUCCUAAGUGUCAAAGGAGCCACGCCCAAGGGAAUAGUCCAGAGUCCAGUAUCAGAGACUAUCCAGCCAGGAGGAUCUAUGACUUUCAACUGUACAGUACAUACUGAAACCUGUGAUGGAAAACACAGUGUUUACUGGUUCAGACAUGGGUCUCGCCAAGGAAUUCUUCACAGACACAUCUCCACCCCACAGUCUUCUUCACAGAGUUGUGUCUACCAUUUGCAGAAGAUGAACGUGAGCACCUCUGAUGCUGGAACAUACUACUGUGCUGUGGCCUACUGUGGGAUGAUAAUGUUUGGUAAUGGAAGCGAGUUGGUCGUCAGAGGUGAUGUUGGAGCCCAAAUGGCACAGAUGAAAAUCUUAGUCUGGCUCUCCAUCAUUAGAACUGUAAUUCUGUUGUUCUUUAUGACUAUUUGUCUUUUGGUUUACACCAGUAGGAGCAGGCAAAGGCCUUAACGCAGAGUUUAUUUGAAAAUGCUUGCUCAGAAUUAAAAAACAAACAAA